Molecule: messenger RNA, 1451 nt
Organism: Sphaeramia orbicularis (orbiculate cardinalfish)
Lineage: Eukaryota; Metazoa; Chordata; Actinopteri; Kurtiformes; Apogonidae
Product: poly(rC)-binding protein 2-like
Exons: 15
Coding region: 381-1451 (356 amino acids)
Molecular function (GO): RNA binding
Source: RefSeq, a predicted model, not a curated record
UCACUGUCAGUCGGAUUAUUCCCUCACAGGAGCUGCCUGCUUCCUCUCAUCCUCCUCCUCGACAAUGCGGGCUCCAACCGAGGAUUUAUAAUUUCUCCAUCCACUCCGCGGUUCUUCCUCUUCUCCUCCCUCUUCUUCUUCUCCGUGACCUGGUCCAGUGAUGUGGCCUCCUGCACAGAUCUAAGGCUGACUUACAGAGGAAGUGGACCCAGGAUCAAACCCCGCCCCCCUAGCAGAUCACAGCUCCACCGGUCCACCCCCCAACCCAAACUCCCCUCCCCCCUGUGCAGCUCCAGGACUGUCCAAAGGGAUCCUCUGUGGGUUUUCCAAAGGGUUCUGUGGUGUUCUGGAGCUCCAUACGCCUCGGGGCUCAGACCUUCAUGCGUCUCCCAGCGUCAGAGUCCACCCACACCUCCACCCACCACACCACCACCACCACCUCCACCAUGAGCUGUGAGCAGGAGUUUGGAGACGGGGCCAUGGGGGUCACACUCACACUGCGCCUCCUCAUGCACGGAAAGGAAGUAGGAAGCAUUAUCGGAAAGAAAGGAGAAACAGUGAAAAGAAUACGAGAAGAGAGCAGCGCCAGGAUCAACAUCUCAGAGGGUUCGUGUCCAGAGCGGAUCAUCACCAUCACAGGACCCACAGACUGUGUGUUCAGAGCAUUUACUAUGAUCACCUUCAAACUGGAGGAGGACUUGACCGCCCUGGUGGCCAACGGUACCAUGUCCAGUAAACCUCCGGUCACUCUUCGCUUGGUCAUCCCUGCCAGUCAGUGUGGCUCCCUCAUCGGAAAAGGCGGAUCCAAAAUCAAGGAGAUCAGAGAGACCACAGGUGCCCAGGUGCAGGUGGCAGGAGACCUGCUCCCCAACUCCACAGAGAGAGAAGUGACGAUAUCAGGGAGUCAGGACGCCAUCAUCCAGUGUGUGAAACUCAUCUGCACUGUGAUCCUGGAGUCUCCGCCAAAGGGAGCCACUAUUCCAUAUCGACCCAGUCCCGCACCAGGAACUGUGCUGCUGGCCGGAAACCAGGUGUUCGAGGCGUCAGACUUCGGCUCUCAUCCUCUGUUCUCAGUGGCACAGGGAGGAGGAGUGGACCUGCAGCAGACGUACGCAGUACAAAGCCACUACGGCAUUCCACAUUCAGAGUUGGCGAAGCUCCACCAGUUGUCGAUGCAGCAGCAGGGCCUGGCCCCCAUCAGCCAAUCAGCAUCGCAGGUUCUGUCAGGAGGGGUAGAAGCCAACUCUCAAACCACAUCUCAGGAGCUCCUCAUUCCAAACGAUCUUCCAGCUGGUUUUACCAACAGCACUGGAGAUGAGCCUCAGAAAACCUCCUAUCUCCAACUGGAGACUAGCCUCAGAAAACCUCCAAUCUCCAAACCAAUCACCCUUGAGGAAACUGAUCUGAAGACACAUUUAGUGGACGGGCCAAAGGAUGACAGAGGCAUGUAA